AUUUCACCAAAUUUUGUAAAUUGUGGGGCUGUGUAAUUUUAAUGUUUUUGUCUUGGUUUGAUCCUAUUAAAGGAGGUGCUUAAUAAACAAAUUCAUAAAACCGACAGCAAAACCCUACAAUAGUAAAACUAUUACAAGAAGAUAAUGGAAGCUACAUCUACAAAUGAAGAAGAUGAUAGUGUACUACCACAAAUUGAAACAAAGUUUAAAUUACUGGAGUUUGAGAAGCAUAUUUUUAUUGAUGUCUUUGAGAAAGAUGCACUUCUUAUAUUAGCCAAAGGUUUAAAUUAUAAUGGCAUAAUUUCAAAUUUAUUAUGGGUAUACAAGGACCCUGCCAAUUUAGUUUUAGUUAUAAACAGCAGUGAUCAUGAAGAAAAGCACUUCAUGGAGAAGUUCAACUUGAAACCUUUACCAAAUCUGGGCACUGAAAGGGAAAAGGUGUACUUAGAGGGUGGAGUCCACUUUGUCUCAACCCGAAUAUUAGUAGUGGACUUGCUGAAGAAGCGGGUGCCCAUUGCUAACAUCUCCGGGAUCAUAGUGUUGCGAGCGCACACUGUGCUUGAGUCGUGUCAAGAGGCGUUCGCGUUGAGGCUCUAUAGACAACAUAAUAAGACAGGUUUUGUGAAAGCUUUCUCAAGUUCGCCAAUUUCAUUCACAUUUGGCUACCACCAAGUUGAAAAAGUCAUGCGAGCUGUUUUCGUGACCGAAUUAUUUUUAUGGCCCAGGUUUCACGGCACCAUCAUUAAAUGCCUCAAGAGCAGGCAAGCAGAAGUGGUAGAGCUCCACGUCCCACUUUCUUCCAAUGUGAAUCACAUUCAAACGUGCUUGCUGGACAUUAUGAACUACACUGUCAAACAACUGAAGAGUGUCAACCGAACUUUGGAUAUGCAGGAAAUCACAACAGAGAACUGCAUAUCAAAGAAGUUCCACAAGAUUCUGCAAUCGCAGCUGGACUGCGUGUGGCACCAGCUCAGCACCAGGAUCAAGGAGUACGUGCAGGACCUCAAGGUGCUGCGGAGCAUGAUCAUUAAUCUCAUCCACGACGAUGCCGUUUCGUUUUACGCCCUAGUGAGCAAAUACAGGACUCCAGAGUAUGCCAAAGUGAACUCGGGGUGGAUUCUCCUGGACUCGGCUGAACAGCUCUUCAGGCUGGCCAAGGCUAGGGUUUAUAAUCAUAAAAAAGGUAAGAAUCGGUUGGGUAUGGAAAUAUUCCAAAAACCAGCGUACAUUACAUAGAUUUAGUCCAAGAUAUGUAUUAUCGAAGAAGUCUACCAAAAGAAAAACAAAGGAAGCCUAAACAGUACAAAAAUACUAAUACUCUGCCAAGACAGUAGAACUUGCAGUCAACUGAAUAGCUUUCUAACUAUGGGCGCGAAUAAAUAUCUCUUCUAUACAGCCUUCAGGAGAGACUUAAAUAUAACCACUUUAGCUUCGAAGUAUAAAAACAUUAAUAAGAUAGAUGAUUUAAAAAAAGAACCAGAAAAGGAAGAGGCCAGUGAUAUUAAUAAGCUUGAAGAGGAGGAGAUAGAUGAUUGUGAUAGGACGAAUUAUGUGCUCACUCUAACGCAGCUGGCGACACAGGAUAAGAAAACGUCGAUGGAUGAGAGCAUGUUCGAACCUAUAUCACAGAUAGACAACUUAGACAUAACACAACUCGAGACAGAAAAGCCAAUCAUCUGCAUCAGAACGUUCAAAGAGAACGGCAACCAUUUCUUUUUAGAGCAGUCUCUAGAGACUCUCCGGCCGGAAUAUAUAAUACUCUACCAUAGCGACGUGGCAGCCGUGCGACAGAUCGAGCUCUAUGAGGCCAGGAAGGCGGAAGAGGAACCUCGGUGUAAGGUGUAUUUCGUGAUUCACGACAAAACUGUGGAGGAGCAGGCGUAUCUCACGUCGCUCAAACGAGAAAAACAAGUUGAGCUGCUCAUCCAAGCUAAAAGUGUGAUGGUGGUGCCAUCGUACCAGGACGGCAAGACUGAUGAGUACUUCAACAUGAACAUUGAAGACGAGGAAGACACCGUGGAUACGCGGAAAGCUGGUGGUCAACAGCCAAAAGAGAAGCCGAUGGUGAUCGUGGACAUGCGAGAGUUCCGCUCCGACUUGCCCGCGUUGCUUCACCGGAAAGGGAUCCACGUGGAGCCCGUCACUAUCACUAUCGGCGACUACAUCCUGACCCCGGACACUUGUGUUGAACGCAAGUCAAUAUCCGACCUGAUAGGUUCGUUGAACUCGGGCAGACUGUACACGCAGGCAACGCACAUGUGCCGCUGCUACGCCAGGCCUGUCUUACUCAUCGAGUUUGAUCAGAACAAGCCUUUCAAUCUACAGGGUCACUUCGUGGGUACAAGCGACAUGUCGGGCGCGGACAUCCAGCAGAAACUGCAGCUGCUGACUAUCCACUUCCCUCGGCUCAAGCUCGUGUGGUCACCCUCGCCAUACGCCACAGCUGAACUCUUCCACGAACUGAAGCAAGGCAAAAAGAACCCAUCCGUGGCCGAGGCCAUAGCGUUCGGUGGCGCCAACACGGCGGACGACGUGAACUACGAGCGGUACAACGUCCUUGUCCACGACUUCGCGCAGAAACUGCCCGGUGUCACCAGCAAGAACCUCGCGCGGCUCAUGAACAAGGGCCGGUCUCUGGAUCACCUUAUAACUCUGAACAAGGAACAACUGGCAGAGGUGAUAGAAAACAAAAACGAAGCGGAAACAUUAUACUCAGUAUUACACGUCAAGGCAACGCCAUCCGACACCGGCAAAGACGAAAAAACCAUCGGCAAGAAGAAAUUCACUGGGAAACUGUUCAGGAGUAAAACUAAAAAAACAUAGCUUGUAGGAAUCUUAAUUUAUUUUUUAAAUUCAAUAAUUUUUAGGAUUAAAUCAAUUUAUACAUA
Molecule: messenger RNA, 2888 nt
Organism: Leguminivora glycinivorella
Lineage: Eukaryota; Metazoa; Arthropoda; Insecta; Lepidoptera; Tortricidae
Gene: mei-9
Product: DNA repair endonuclease XPF
Biological process (GO): resolution of meiotic recombination intermediates; nucleotide-excision repair involved in interstrand cross-link repair; double-strand break repair via homologous recombination
Cellular component (GO): nucleotide-excision repair factor 1 complex
Molecular function (GO): damaged DNA binding; single-stranded DNA endonuclease activity; single-stranded DNA binding
Source: RefSeq, a predicted model, not a curated record